CAAAUAUGAUCGAAUUUGGUGUUGUAAGCCUAACUUUUCCUGGGCGUGCUGCUUAGCCCAGCCUUGUGGACUUGUACCCAGUCAAAUCGGGCGUUCUCAAUCUCGCGUUGUUCUUUAAUUAUACUCUUUACUCUUUAGAUACUGAAAAACCAGAAAGAGGGGGGACGCCGAUGCAUCAAACAGCCCAAGAGCAUUGUAUACAAUGAUACAAUCUUCAAAUCUCAAUCCAGGUAACCAUUCCUCGUUUCUUUCCGCCUAAAGUUAUCAGCUUUUUUCUCAAACAAAUCGAAUGCUUCGUUUAAUUUGCAUAAAACUGCCCCAGGAAUUGAAGCACAAAGCUUCAUCCCUUACCCAUGGCCACUUCCUCUCAACCUCCUCUGUCAAACCCAUUGCAGAACUUCCUAAUUCCAAAGACCCACAACCUCUAACAGUCUCCUUCCUCCAAAACUCAUGUGGGUUAUCCUUGGAAUCAGCCAUUUCAGCUUCCAAGAAGCUCUACAUUGACAACACAAAGAAUCCCAACUCAGUUCUGGACCUGUUGAGAACUCACGGUUUAACUCAGACCCACAUCAGAAACUUAAUUAGCAGUCGUCCACUAUUGCUAUUGGCUGAUUUAGACAAUACCCUUAAGCCCAACAUGGAGCUGUUUGAAUUCUUGGGGUUUUCUAGCACCAGCCUUGCCAAAAUGCUUAUCAGAUACCCAGCUGUGCUUGAAAGUGAUGCAUACACUGCGGUUGAGUUCUUUAGAGCUCAUGGUUUCGGAAAUGAGCAAAUAUCAACUUUGACCAUGAAGCGUCCGGAAUUUUAUUUAUAUGAUGCGCAGAAGAUCUUGAAGCCAAAGUUUGAGUUUUUUCAAAUCUUUGGGCUUCUUGGAGAAGAGGAUUAUUCCGAGGUGUUCAGUCUGCAACUUUUGAUUUCAAAGAGGUUGAUCAAGGAAGAUACUAGCAUUUUUCAAGCGAUCCGAAUGAGUGAGAACAAAUUCGUGGAGAAGUUAGUGAGCAAGUAUCAAAAUGAGUUGGCUGUUUAUCUUUAUCUAAGGAAUUCAAUGAUGAAAUCAAUUCCAGGGACUGCCGCUGAGCCCAGCCUUGUAGACUUGUACCCAGUCACCUGCUGCGUUCUCAAACUCACUUUCACUAUACGCUUUAGUAAUCAGCUUUUUUCUCAAUCAAAUCAAAUGCUUCGUUUAAUUUUCAUAAAACUGCCCCAGCAAUUGAGGCACAAAGCUUCACAGCUUAGCCACGGCCACUUGUUCUCAACCUCCACUCUAAAACCCAUUUCAAAGCUCUCUAAUUCCAAGGACCCACAAUCUUUGACAGUUUCUUUCCUUCAGAACUCAUGUGGGUUUUCCUUGGAAUCAGCCAUUUCAGCUUCCAAGAAGCUCAACAUUGAGAACUUAAAGAACCCCAACUCAGUUCUGGACCUGUUGAGGACUCACGGUUUGACUCAGACACACAUCAGAAACUUUAUUAGCAGACGUCCAGUACUGCUUUUGGCUGAUUUAGAAAAUACCCUUAAGCCCAACAUGGAGUUGUUUGAAUCCUUGGGGUUCUCUAGCACUAGCCUUGCGAAAAUGCUUAGCAGAGACCCACGUGUGCUUGAAACUGAUGCAUACACUGUUGUUGAUUUCUUUAGAGCCAAUGGUUUCAGUGAUAAGCAAAUAUCAACUUUGACCAUUAAGCGUCCAACAUUGUAUUUAUUCAAUGCACACAAGAUAUUUAAGCCAAAGUUAGAGUUUUUGAAAUCUUUGGGCUUGUCGGAUCUUGAAAUUACAAACCUUCUAUGCACGAGGCCUUCUAUUCUACAAAGAAGCCUUGAAAAGCAAAUCAUUCCUUGUGUCCAAGAGCUUAGGCGGAUUCUUGGCGUUGAUGAGAAUGUCAUAAAGGCUAUAAAGGCAGCCUACGGCAUAAUUGAAGCUAAUGUGGAAAACGUGCUCAAGCCCAACAUGUCGAUGUUGAUAAGCCAUGGUGUGCCCCAGUCAUUAGCUUUGAAACUGUUCUUUUUAAGACCAAAUCCACUGCUUAUGCCGACUCAUCGGUUUAGUGAGAGUGUUAGUGAAGUUAUGAAAUUGGGGUUUGAUCCCAAUAAUAUGCUAUUUGUUAUAGCCAUCCCUUCCGUGGCAAUGAGUAAAACACUGUGGGAGGAAAAGGUGGAAGCUUAUAGAGGUUUUGGUUUGUCAAAGGAUGAGAUCUAUUCAGCAUUCAAAAGGAAUCCACUGUUUAUGGCUGUGUCAGAGAAGAAGAUCAAGAAAUCGAUGGGUUUCUUUGUGAACAAACUGAAGAUGAAGCCUUCACUAAUUUCCAAGAGUCCUGUUCUUCUACUGCAUAGCUUGGAGAAGAGAAUUAUUCCGAGGUGUUCAGUUCUGCAACUUUUGAUUUCAAAGAGGUUGAUCAAGAAAGAUACUAACAUUGUUCAUGUGUGGACAAUGUCCGAGAAAAACUUUGUGGAGAAGUUAGUGUAUAAGUAUCAGAAUGAGGUUCCUGAUGUUGUUAGAGCACACCAAGACAAGAUAGAAUUUCAAGGGUUCUCCAUUGAUUUGAAAAUGUGAGUCAUCAUGAGAUCAUCAAAUGCUUAGGGCAUCGCCAAAAGAUAAGGAGUUCAGUUUGAGUUCACGAUGUUGGCAGUCGGCUCUUUAAACUUUAUCUAAGGAAUUCGAUGAUGAAAUAAAUUCCAGUUUCUUCAGUGGCUUCAUUUAGUUUAACCCAUCUGAAUUAUUCACCAUAGUUCAGCUGUAGAAACUAGUCUAAGUUGAGCUGAACCUUUUAUGUAUACAGUAUACCAUGUGUGCCAUUUUACAGUGUUAGCCGUAUGGCACUGGAAAUUUGACAUUACAGGUAAAGAGAAGUAAACCCUGGCAUGCUCUGAUACACUGGAGGAUGAUGUUAUUUUGUAAGUGUCAAGGCAUUUUAAGAUGUUCAGUUGUGUGAGGCCUUA
Messenger RNA from Alnus glutinosa, 2931 nucleotides. RefSeq lists its product as uncharacterized. Gene Ontology annotation, molecular function: double-stranded DNA binding. The transcript has 5 exons. NCBI's taxonomy places the organism in Eukaryota, Viridiplantae, Streptophyta, Magnoliopsida, Fagales, Betulaceae. Gene Ontology annotation, cellular component: chloroplast. The coding region runs from base 290 to 2545 and encodes 751 amino acids. Gene Ontology annotation, biological process: chloroplast organization; regulation of DNA-templated transcription. The record is from RefSeq and is a predicted model, not a curated record.